Molecule: messenger RNA, 1085 nt
Organism: Oncorhynchus masou masou (cherry salmon)
Lineage: Eukaryota; Metazoa; Chordata; Actinopteri; Salmoniformes; Salmonidae
Exons: 8
Coding region: 450-1085 (211 amino acids)
Source: RefSeq, a predicted model, not a curated record
AUCACUGAUUCAACAUUCGCACUCACAAGAAGGAAGGCUACGAACAGGAUUUCAGAGCUUUUAUAUAGACUCUAAAAUACAUGUAAAAAAAAUCAGUUUUAGAAACUGAUCCGUUCCAUCAACUCAUUAAGUCAUUUCUAGAAAACCAUAUGUAUAUGUUGCAAACCUGUGAUAGCAGGCAGCUGUCCUGACUCCUUAUCGAGUGUGAAAUGAUGGAGUGUGUAAGCUAACGUUAGCUAUUUCUGCAGUUCUUCUUAGCUAGCGAACGAAAAAAAACAUUACAUCAUAAGGAAGUUGCAACAGUCAAACUAACAGUGGAUGGUAGCAGAUAAGCCAUUUGAACCAAACAAGGCUGCUGUGGUGUCGUGAGGAGACUGCUUUCUGCUGCACCAGCUGCAUGAGACAUGCAGAGCUCUGAGCAUCUCUAACAGGCAGCACUCUGUGGAACCAUGGACUCUUCUUCUUCUGAGUCCCAGUCCCAGGGCGACGGUGAGAAAGCUCUGCUCCAUGCAGAGAUCAGAGAGCACCCCACCACAUCAGCUGCCUUAAUUCCCAGUGAUGACCCCGUCCUAUUGACCCCAGGGAGAAUGAGCCAGCGAAGCCAGGGGAAGGAGCGAGAGAAGAGGGAGGAGAAGGAGCGAGAGAAGAGGGAGGAGAAGGAGCGAGAGAAGAGGGAGGAGAAGGAGCGAGAGAAGAGGGAGGAGAAGGAGCGAGAGAAGAGGGAGGAGAAGGAGCGAGAGAAGGAGAAGGAGCGAGAGAAGAGGGAGGAGAAGGAGCGAGAGAAGAGGGAGGAGAAGGACAGAGAGGAGAAGAAGGAGAAGGACAGAGAGGAGAAGAAGGAGAAGGAUGGGAGCCUCCACACACCUAGCAGAGAUCACCUCGCCAGCCCCUCUUCCCUCAGCCCGGGGCUCAGCUACACGCAUGGUUUCGACCGGGGAAAGAAGAUUCCCUGCCUCCGAAAGAGGACUCGUCUCACUCCAUAUCCAAGAGCAAGUCAGAGUCCAAGCUCUACAAUGGCUCCGACAAGGAUGUCUCGUCGUCCGGUAACAAGCUCACCAAGAAGGAGUCGCUCAAGGUACAGCUAG